GAUGCGCACGGCCGGAGAGACGCGGAGGAGGAGACAUGAGCCGGCGGGCGCUCAGACGGAGCGGCCGUGACGCGUUCGUGCUGCAGCCGCGCGCCCCGGCCCCGGAGCGCUGACCCCUUGCCCCGCGCAGCCCCGCGUCUCGCCUGGAGAGCGCGCCCCAGCUUCCAGCCCCGCCGCGCAUGCUGCCCCUGGAUUAAGCCGGGCAGCCAGCCUCCCGCAGACGCCCGGCCGGCCGGCCGGCCGGCAGUGAGCAAGCUUUCUCGCACCGGCCGGUGCCUCCUGCACAGCGGCGGCCGCCCCGCAGACCCCGCUCCAGCCCGGAGGGCGCAGCGCUCGGGAGGAGCCGCGCGGGGCGCUGAUGCCGCAGGGCGCGCCGCGGAGCGCCCCGGAGCAGCAGAGUCUGCAGCAGCAGCAGCCGGCGAGGAGGGAGCAGCAGCAGCGGCGGCGGCGGCGGCGGCGGCGGCGGAGGCGCCCGGUCCCGGCCGCGCGAAGGGGACAUGUGCAGGCUGGGCUAGGAGCCGCCGCCUCCCCCCCCGCCCAGCGAUGUAUUCAGCGCCCUCCGCCUGCACUUGCCUGUGUUUACACUUCCUGCUGCUGUGCUUCCAGGUACAGGUGCUGGUGGCCGAGGAGAACGUGGACUUCCGCAUCCAUGUGGAGAACCAGACGCGGGCUCGGGACGAUGUGAGCCGUAAGCAGCUGCGGCUGUACCAGCUCUACAGCCGGACCAGCGGGAAGCACAUUCAGGUCCUGGGCCGUAGGAUCAGCGCCCGCGGCGAGGACGGGGACAAGUAUGCCCAGCUCCUAGUGGAGACAGAUACCUUCGGUAGUCAAGUCCGGAUCAAGGGCAAGGAGACGGAAUUCUACCUGUGUAUGAACCGGAAAGGCAAGCUUGUGGGGAAGCCCGAUGGCACCAGCAAAGAGUGUGUGUUCAUCGAGAAGGUCCUGGAGAACAACUACACAGCCCUGAUGUCGGCCAAGUACUCUGGCUGGUACGUGGGCUUCACCAAGAAGGGGCGACCACGGAAAGGCCCCAAGACCCGGGAGAACCAGCAGGACGUCCACUUCAUGAAGCGCUACCCCAAGGGACAGGCAGAGCUGCAGAAGCCCUUCAAGUACACCACAGUGACCAAGCGGUCCCGGCGGAUCCGCCCCACACACCCCGGCUAGGCUGGCCCCGCUGUGGCCCCGCCAGGCUUCCCCAGCCCACACUCACACUCACAGAGAACUGCAAUCAGAGGAAUAUUUUUACAUGAAAAAUAAGGAAGAAUUUCUAUUUUUGUAUAUUGUGUUUAAAAGAAGACAAAAAACUGAACCAAAAUUCUUGGGGGAGGGGAGCGAUAAGGAUUUUAUUGUUGACUUGAAACUCCCUAUGACAAAAGACUCACACCAAGGGACUGUUGUCAACACACAGGUGCUUGUGUCUCUCUAGGAACAGACAACUCUAAACUUGUCCCCAGAGGAGGACUUGAAUGAGGAAAACGACACUCUGAGAAACCAAAGUCCUUUUUCCCAAAGGUUCUGAAAGCAAAAAAAAAAAAAAAAAAAAAAAAAAAAAAGAAAGAAAGACAAAAAAAAAGCAAAAAAAACAAAAAAGAGAGAGAGAAAAACAAAGAGAAAGUAGUAUCCCCUCACCCCCAACAUACUCCCCCUCUUUCCCAAUCCCCUGUCCCUGCCCCAAACUCCAACAAAAAUCGCUCUCUGGUUUGCAGUCAUUUAUUUAUUGUCUGCUGCAAGCUGCCCCGAGACACCGCGCAGGGAAGGUGUGCCCCUCGGAAUUCUCGGCGCCUCGACUUCCGACGACAGACGGCCUCGUCCAAUCAUGGUGACCCUGCAUUACUCACAGUUCUGGAGGAUGCUGCUAUCAACCUUCCAUGACUCACGUGACCUAGUACACCAAUGAAUAAGGGAAUAUUUUAAAACCAGCUAUAUUAUAUAUAUUAUAUAUAUAUAAGCUAUUUAUUUCACCUCUCUGUAUAUUGCAGUUUCAUGAACCAAGUAUUACUGCCUCAACAAUUAAAAACAAUCGACAAAUUAUUUAAAAAAC
This is a messenger RNA of Balaenoptera ricei (Rice's whale), 2044 nucleotides long. It is a transcript of the gene FGF18, whose product is annotated as fibroblast growth factor 18. Gene Ontology annotation, biological process: positive regulation of cell population proliferation; regulation of cell migration; positive regulation of gene expression. Gene Ontology annotation, cellular component: cytoplasm. Lineage: Eukaryota; Metazoa; Chordata; Mammalia; Artiodactyla; Balaenopteridae. Bases 544 to 1167 code for a protein of 207 amino acids. The transcript is spliced from 5 exons. The record is from RefSeq and is a predicted model, not a curated record. Gene Ontology annotation, molecular function: growth factor activity; type 2 fibroblast growth factor receptor binding; type 1 fibroblast growth factor receptor binding.